UUUACGUGAUGACGUACCUUCCGACGUCUUAUGAAACAAUGAUGGCGACCUCCAUCGGCCGUGGCUCGUGACUGUACGACCGUUCACAUCAAUCAGCAAUCCGUGGUUAUCGCGUUACAUGUAACUCUUGAUUGACAAGUUGGUUUCUUCGUAUCUGUCGACUUUCUUUCUAGAGAACAUGAAUCUGCACAAACUGUCCUCGCGACUGUGCCCAACAGUAACACAGAAGUUCAGGCAUCUCCACAUCCAAAGCAGUGGCCAGCAGCUGGAGGCAGUUGCUGUGGAAACAGAAUCAACUGAACCAAAUCCGCUGUCAGUCUUCAGAACUUCAGAGCAGAAUCCUACGUACCAUUCAGAAAGACAUACUGGGCAGUACUACACGCUCCCCCCGGCUCACAUCCAAAAACUCUUCCCUCAUGGACUGCCUCCACGCUUCCAGUUACAGAUUAAAACGUUUAAUGAAGGCUGCGUGAUGGUGAGGCCACCGGUGCUGGAGCUUAUCUCAUAUCUUAAAAAGGCUGAUUACAGCAAGCCUCCGCUGCGUUAUAUACUCUAUGGAGAUAUAGGCACUGGAAAGUCCAUGUCUUUGAGUCAUGCCCUGCACUACUGUUACACUCAGGGCUGGCUGAUCGUGCACAUACCCGAUGCUCAUCUGUGGGUCAAGAACUGCAAAGAGCUGCUACCAUCUUCUUCCCGCCCCUCACGCUUUGACCAGCCAAUCCAGGCAUCCCAAUGGCUGAAGAACUUCAAAAUCACCAAUGAAGGCUUUUUAUCCAAGAUAAAGACAACACAACAGUAUGUGUGGACAAAGAGAGAAAGUACUGAAAAGGGGCAGCCUUUAGGGGUGCUUGUUGAUCAGGGUGUGAAUCGCAUGAAGAGCAGCAGUGAUGUGGUGGGCGCAGUGCUGCGAGAGCUGAGGCUGCAGGCAGGGGGCACCACAGAGGGCGAGGGGGCCUUUAAACUGGCUGUGGCUGUGGAUGGAGUAAAUGCUCUGUGGGGCAAAACAUCUCUUAAAAAGGAGGACAGAACUAUGUGUGAGCCAGAGGAACUGACUUUGAUUCAUAAUCUGAGGAAGAUGAUGAAAAACAAUUGGAGUGGAGGUGCCAUUCUCACAGCUUUGUCUCAGACCGGCUCUCUGUUCAAGCCACAGUCUGCUUACCUUCCCAGUGAGCUACUAGGAGAGGAGGGAUUUGAUAAUAUGGAACCUUUUGUGCCAGUUUCUGUGUCCAACUACAAUGAGAAGGAGUUUGAGAGCUGUUAUCUGUACUAUUUAGAGCGCAACUGGCUGCAGCAUCCACACAGUCGAUCUGAAGAAGGAAAGAAAGAGCUUAUCUUUCUCAGCAACAAAAACCCGUCCAUCCUGGAACGAUUGUGUGCCUUCUUGUAAUGCACAUUUGCUUACUCUUGCGUCUGUAUACCAUGUGACUUCAAUAAAAGUAUAAGCAUGCAGCUUUUUUUCAUAAUAAAAU
Molecule: messenger RNA, 1469 nt
Organism: Sinocyclocheilus anshuiensis
Lineage: Eukaryota; Metazoa; Chordata; Actinopteri; Cypriniformes; Cyprinidae
Product: 28S ribosomal protein S29, mitochondrial-like
Exons: 13
Coding region: 179-1387 (402 amino acids)
Biological process (GO): apoptotic process
Cellular component (GO): mitochondrial ribosome; mitochondrial small ribosomal subunit
Molecular function (GO): structural constituent of ribosome
Source: RefSeq, a predicted model, not a curated record